Messenger RNA from Vigna angularis (adzuki bean), 1778 nucleotides. Its product is annotated as probable sugar phosphate/phosphate translocator At3g17430. Lineage: Eukaryota; Viridiplantae; Streptophyta; Magnoliopsida; Fabales; Fabaceae. The coding region runs from base 359 to 1507 and encodes 382 amino acids. The record is from RefSeq and is a predicted model, not a curated record. The transcript has 9 exons. Gene Ontology annotation, cellular component: Golgi apparatus; trans-Golgi network; endosome. Gene Ontology annotation, molecular function: antiporter activity.
UACUCUUCCUCUGCACAGUCACCCAUUUCUCACACACAUAUGCUCUCACACGCUCCUUCUCCUCUUCACGCGCUCUCUCCUUCGUUUGAACCCCACUCGCGCGAACCUGGAUCUUCUCUUCAUUGCUUCGCGCCAUAGAUCGCCACAAACGCUUAGCUUCUUGGCUUUUCUGCACGUGCCCUUUUCUUUCUUCUUCUUGUUCCAGCGUUUGAAUCGAUGCUGCAACUCCAAAGAUACGAGCUUUGCUCCAUUUUAGGAGAUGGGUCUUGAGCAACCGCCUUCAUCUCAUCCCAGUCUUGGAUUCUCGUUUAACUGAGCGUUUUCUGUUUCAGGAGCUUCUUCUUUCUUUGGGACCAUAAUGAUUAACAAAACGCUUUUCUUCACUUAUUUCUACUUGUUUGUCUACAUUUUGCUUUCUUCUGGAGUCAUUUUGUACAACAAGUGGGUUCUGUCUCCAAAGUACUUCAACUUUCCGCUUCCUAUAACACUCACCAUGAUUCACAUGGGCUUUUCUGGGGCAGUGGCAUUUUUUCUUGUCCGGGUCUUUAAGGUUGUAUCUCCUGUCAAAAUGACAUUUGAAAUAUAUGCAACUUGCGUGAUACCAAUAAGUGCCUUCUUUGCUUCAAGUCUUUGGUUUGGUAACACAGCUUAUUUGCAUAUUUCUGUGGCAUUCAUCCAGAUGCUCAAAGCUCUAAUGCCCGUGGCAACAUUCCUGGUGGCUGUUAUUUGUGGCACUGACAAAGCAAGGUGCGAUGUGUUCUUCAACAUGUUGCUGGUCAGUGUUGGAGUUGUCAUUUCCUCCUACGGAGAAAUUCAUUUUAAUGUAGUCGGUACAGUUUACCAGGUCACGGGCAUUUUUGCUGAAGCUUUAAGACUGGUCUUAACACAAGUCCUUCUACAGAAGAAGGGCUUGAAUUUAAAUCCUAUUACAAGUUUAUAUUACAUAGCUCCAUGCAGUUUCGUGUUUCUCUUUGUGCCUUGGUACCUGCUGGAAAAGCCUGUGAUGGAAGUUUCACAGAUUCAGUUCAACUUUUGGAUAUUCUUUUCCAAUGCUCUGUGUGCUUUAGCCUUGAACUUUUCCAUUUUCUUAGUAAUCGGUAGAACCGGUGCCGUAACCAUACGGGUUGCUGGAGUGCUCAAAGACUGGAUACUAAUUGCCCUUUCUACCGUUAUAUUUCCAGAGUCAGCAAUAACAUGGCUGAAUAUAAUUGGCUAUGCUAUUGCACUAUGUGGAGUUGUUAUGUACAAUUACAUCAAGGUUAGGGAUGUCCGAGCCUCUCAAUCACCUGCUGAAAUUAUUCCAGAUCGAAUGACAAAGGACUGGAAAUUCGAGAAGAGGUCAUCUGAUUUAUAUGUGCCAGAUGAUGUUAGUAACAAUGGAGGAAGUGGUGGAGGCAAUGGUUCUCUUUCUGAUAUGAACUUUGAUGAAGAAGCACCGCUAAUUUCUUCAUCAAGGGUAUCUCAUAUUGGACGCAUGCAGCUUGCCAACCAUGCGACAGGAAAAUGAAAACCCCAAUACAAUCAUCGUCAUAUAUUUUUCCCUUUUUGGAGAAAGAACAAGAAAGUGGAAGUUGGUAAAAAAUACCACUCUAUUCUCUCAAAUAGUAUGCUUUAUAAUGGAAUUUUCGUGCUUGCUCUUUGUAACCACAUUCAUAUGUUGAUCUGGGGUUUGAGACCAGAGUGGGGGACCAAAUCUCCUCAUAAUUCCUAUAUCAGUUUAAAUUUAUUACCACCAUUUGGGGCAGAAAUUUUGAAUAAAGGUUGGUUUUCCUUGUAAA